GCCAAAUUCCUCUUCCCCUCGCAAUGAAGUGUUGCUCGGGGCCCACCACGGGCUCGCGAUGCGCAAGCCCAUAAUUCUUCUUCCCCUCCUCUACUCCGGCGACUCGCCGAUGUCCUUACAGCUAUCCGGCCGCCGUACCGUCCUCUUUCUCAUCCUCAUCGAGCUCCUGGUGCCGCCACGGUGCGCGGGGGAGUCGGCGACGUGCCUUGCCGUGUACCGCGAGGGCGGCGCGCCCGCGGUGUACCAGUCCGCGCACUGCCCCCGCUGGACCAUCCUCUCCGGCGGCGAGGGGGAUGGGGAGAAGGUCUCCUCCUCCCCGCAGCCGAGGAGGUGCCAUGUGGCGGCCCACCGUGGCCGCCGCCGCUCCCAGGAGGACCGCGCCGUCUGCGCGCUCGGCAUCCGCAUCCCCUUCCUAGAGCAAAUGAGGAUUAAAGAGGUGGAUGUCGGAGUGAUGGCAAUAUUUGAUGGUCAUAAUGGAGAUGAGGCCAGUGAGAUGGCUUCUAAGCUCUUACUGGAGUACUUGUUGCUUCAUGUUUAUUUUCUUCUUGAUGGUAUAUACUCCAUCAUGUUCAGAAACUCAACUGGAAAGCUGACACAUAAGGAAGUUACUAUUCUUAACAGUGUUCUUAACCUGUACAAAGAGGAUCAGUCCAAUUACGGGCAGAGGUCAUGUUGGACAUUGCCCACUAUUCUUGAUCGAUCAUUUCACAUGGAAAUUCUGAAGGAAUCAUUAUUGAGGGCAGUUCAGGAUAUUGACCUAACAUUCUCCAAGGAAGCUUUACGAAAAAAUUUGAAGUCUGGUUCAACAGCUACUGUGGUCUUGAUAGCCGAUGGCCAAAUCAUAACGGCUAAUGUGGGAGAUUCAAAAGCAUUUUUGUGCUCACAAAGUCAUGCUCUGUACAGCGAAAAGAGGAAACGGAGAAGAAAGAGAAAUUCUAGCAAUCACGAGGACUUUGCUUUGGCAAAUUAUGGUGGACCACUUUACAAUGUAAAGGAGUUAACCAGGGACCAUCAUCCGGAUAGAGAGGAUGAGAGAAGGCGUGUAGAAGCUGCUGGUGGUUAUGUUCUUGAGUGGGCUGGUGUAUACCGUGUUAAUGGUGAGCUUGCACUAUCUCGAGCUAUUGGCGACGUGCCUUUUAAACGGUAUGGUGUAAUAUCGACACCUGAACUAACAGGGUGGGAGCUUCUGUCAGCAAAUGAUAGCUUCCUUAUUGCCUCCUCUGAUGGUGUCUUUGAGAAAAUGAGUACGCAAGAUGUUUGCGACAUGAUGCUAUAUGCAAAAUUUGGUGUUAACCAGGAUUUUGAACCCUUUGCUGUUAUGCAACAGAAUUUGGCGGAUUAUAUAGUUCAUCUUGCUUUACAGAAAGGCACAACAGACAAUGUAGCAGCUGUGGUUGUUCCAUUGGAGUUUCCUAGUAGCUCUGGAGCUAGAAUAGAAUAUUGGCACCAUCUUGAAGAAAAUCCAGUGACAUCUGUUUUGCCUUUACAGACCAUUCCGUACCAACACAAGUCGGAAGAUGGAGUAAGUUCAGCUGUUAUUGAAAUGGAGUAUUUCAAGCGCUCAUCGGCAAAGUUCCAGAGAUUCUUGGUUGAUGCAAAGCUUAAGAGACUGGGUUGUUUCUACUUAUCUGAGAGCCUUGAUGAAGACAUGGACUUUAUAUUUAGGGUACCCAAGGGCUAUCAGCAGGAAGGAGUCCGUGACUUCAAUCAUGUGCCAGCUGAAAAUGCGUUAUCUUCUGAUGGAAAUCUUGAAAAAUACAAGGACAGAAACUUUUGCUGGCACCUUGUCCAUCAAGAUGAUGAAAUGGGACGAUGUACCAGUCCUGAAGGGUUCGCAAAUUAUUUUGGCUUGCUUGAUUCUGUUUCACAUAAUGGAAGCAGAUCAAGCAGUUCACAUGCAUUUGGCUACAAGAUAGCUGACAUCAGGUACAAGCUGAAGAGAAGAUUCGAUCGCGGUUCAUAUGGUGAAGUCUGGUUGGCAUUUCGUUGGAAUUGCUCUGAUGAUGUAGAUAUACAUAAAGAUCCUUCCCACUUUAGCACUAUACUUACACCAGACUCGUAUAAUUGCACAAGUUCAAACACAUCGUCGUCAUCUGAUGAAAAUCAUGGCUCAGACAUGAUAGAUGGUGAUUUAUUCAUAUUGAAGCGCAUAAUGGUGGAAAGAGGAAAUGCUGCUUACUUGAGCGGACUGCGGGAGAAGUAUUUUGGAGAAUUAUUUUCAAAUGCUUCAAAAACCCUUGAAGUUUUGUCAAGGAUGGAAUCAUCAUCUGCAACGUUUCCGAUGGACAUGCAAUUCAUUGAGUAUACAUUUCCAGAACAGAACAUCUCAGCUGUUGAAGAAUCACUGAAGCAUGUGGCUAGGUUUAUAGAAUCUUUUGAAUCAGAAUCAAGGGAAAUAUGGCUUGUGUACCGCAAUGAAGGCCGCUCAUUGUCAAAAUUGUUAUAUGCUGCUGAAGAAACAAAGUUAGUUACCGGUGAUGAUAAUGAGAGGGUCAGAUAUAUUCAAGUUCUGCAACCAUCAAAGUGGUGGUAUUGGUUAAGGACUACUGAAGCUGGGCAAAGACAAAUGCAAAAUCUCUUAUGGCAACUGCUAAUGGGUCUGAAAGCAUGUCAUGAUCGUAACAUCACUCACAGGGAUAUUAAACCUGAGAACAUGAUCAUCUGCUUUGAGGAUGUGAAGACGGGAAAAUGUUUAAGAGAGAUCCCAUCUGAAGCAACGGAAAACAAGCUGAACAUGCGUCUUAUUGACUUCGGCAGUGCCAUUGAUGAUUUCACUUUGAAGCAUCUUUAUGGUUCAGGGCCUACUCGGUCUGAGCAGACUUUUGAGUACACUCCUCCAGAGGCACUCCUCAAUUCAAGCUGGUUUCAGGGAUCAAAAAGUGCAAGCCUGAAGUAUGAUAUCUGGAGUGUUGGAGUUGUCAUGCUGGAACUGAUAGUUGGUUCUCCACAUGUUUUCCAGAUAAGUGACCGUGCACGUAUUUUAAUGGAUCAACGCCUUGACGGGUGGAGUGAGGAAACAAAGGAGCUUGCAUACAAGCUGAGGUCUUACAUGGAACUGUGCAUUUUAGUACCGGGGAUUUCUACACAACAGCAAGGCAGCAUUAAUUCCGAACGGGGCCACGGCGGGUUAGCUUCUUGGAAAUGCUCUGAAGAGUCAUUUGCCCGUCAAGUGAAAAUCCUAGACCCUCUUAAAAUGGGCUUUCCUAAUUUGUGGGCAUUGCGACUAGCGCGCCAGCUACUAGUGUGGCAUCAUGAUGACCGUCUAAGCGUUGAUGAAGCAUUGAACCAUCCGUACUUCCAAGAGCCACCAUAAUAGAUAGGUCAUGAAGAGAUGUAAUCAGACAGUCUUCAAUAGGUCUUUCAGGUUUAACUAGGGUUAUUUGGCAAGGUUGCUCAACGGAAUCGUGAAUCCUGUCCAUCAGAUGUUGUAAAUAUCACACAGUGCAAUGCAACGUAGGCAGAGAAAGACAGUUGGAAGGUGGAGAAACAGUUGUAUAGUUAGAUCCAAAAUGAAGUGGAACCAUGCCACAACGUGAUCCAUUAACGGUUGCAUCAGGAGUACUACUUGUUGCGGAACGUAUAGUAUACUGAGCUCACUAGUUGUUUGGGUCACAAAAGUGGAAGCACUGGAACAUAUAACAGAAAAUAAAAAUAUAUCGUUAGUUUUUGUCA
Messenger RNA from Hordeum vulgare subsp. vulgare (domesticated barley), 3672 nucleotides. RefSeq lists its product as uncharacterized. Gene Ontology annotation, biological process: protein dephosphorylation; protein phosphorylation. The transcript is spliced from 20 exons. Gene Ontology annotation, cellular component: cytosol; nucleus. The record is from RefSeq and is a predicted model, not a curated record. Gene Ontology annotation, molecular function: protein kinase activity; ATP binding; protein serine/threonine phosphatase activity. Bases 59 to 3313 code for a protein of 1084 amino acids. Lineage: Eukaryota; Viridiplantae; Streptophyta; Magnoliopsida; Poales; Poaceae.